Molecule: messenger RNA, 10195 nt
Organism: Ochotona princeps (American pika)
Lineage: Eukaryota; Metazoa; Chordata; Mammalia; Lagomorpha; Ochotonidae
Product: E3 SUMO-protein ligase RanBP2
Exons: 29
Coding region: 21-9293 (3090 amino acids)
Biological process (GO): protein folding; protein peptidyl-prolyl isomerization; NLS-bearing protein import into nucleus
Cellular component (GO): nuclear pore; cytoplasm
Molecular function (GO): protein binding; GTPase activator activity; peptidyl-prolyl cis-trans isomerase activity
Source: RefSeq, a predicted model, not a curated record
GGAGUCGGGUCGGCGGCGCGAUGAGGCGCAGCAAGGCCGACGUGGAGCGGUACAUUGCCUCGGUGCAGGGCUCCGCCCCGUCGCCGCGAGAGAAAUCGAUGAAAGGAUUCUAUUUUGCAAAACUCUACUAUGAAGCUAAAGAAUAUGAUCUUGCUAAAAAAUAUUUGUCUACAUAUAUUAAUGUGCAAGAGAGGGAUCCCAAAGCUCACAGAUUUCUGGGUCUUCUUUAUGAAGUGGAAGAAAACACAGACAAAGCUGUUGAAUGUUACAAGCGUUCAGUGGAAUUAAAUCCAACACAAAAAGAUCUUGUGUUGAAGAUCGCAGAAUUGCUUUGUAAAAAUGGUAUUACAGAUGGAAGAGCAAAAUAUUGGGUGGAAAGAGCAGCUAAGCUUUUCCCAGGAAGUCCUGCAGUUUAUAAACUAAAGGAACAGCUUUUAGACUGUACAGGUGAAGAUGGAUGGAAUAAGCUUUUUGACUUGAUUCAGUCAGAACUUUAUGCAAGACCUGAUGAUAUCCAUGUGAACAUCCGACUAGUGGAGCUGUAUCGCUCCAAUCAAAGAUUGAAGGAUGCUGUGGCCCACUGCAGUGAGGCAGGGAAGAACAGAGCUUUGCGUUCCAGUUUAGAGUGGAAUUCAUGUGUUGUGGAGACCCUGAAGGAAUAUCUGGAAGCUUUAGAGGGUUCGGACUCUGAUAAAAGUAACUGGCGAACAACCAACAAAGACCUACUUCUGGCCUAUGCUAACCUUAUGUAUCUUACACUUUCCAUGAGGGAUGUGCAGGGAAGUAGAGAAGUACUGGAAGGCUUUGACAGUGCUCUGCGGUCCGUGGAACCCUCUGUGGGGGGAAAUGACGAGCUCUCCGCAGUCUUCUUGGAAGCCAAAGGACAUUUCUACAUGCACGCUGGUUCUCUGCUUUUGAAGAUGGGUCAGCACAGUGACAUCCAGUGGCGAGCUCUCUCUGAGCUGGCGGCCUUGUGCUAUCUCGUAGCGUUUCAGGUUCCCAGACCAAAGAUUAAAUUAUUAAAAGGAGAAGCUGGACACAAUCUGCUGGAAAUGAUGGCCUAUGAUCGACUGAGCCAAUCAGGACACAUGUUGCUAAACUUAAGUCGUGGAAAACAAGACUUUUUAAAAGAGAUCGUAGAAUCUUUUGCUAAUAAAAGUGGACAGUCGGCUUUAUAUGAUGCUCUGUUUUCUAGUCAGUCAUCCAAGGAUAAAUCUUUCCUUGGUAAUGAUGAUAUUGGAAGCAUUGACCUGCAGUCACCCGAGUGGGAUGAAUUGGCCAGAUACGAUGUUGGUGCCGUUCGAGCACACAAUGGCAGUCUGCAGCACCUUACCUGGCUUGGCUUGCAGUGGGCUUCAUUGCCUAGCUUACCUGCAAUUCGAAAAUGGCUGAAACAGCUCUUUCAUCAUCUGCCCCAGGAAACCUCAAGACUUGACACGAAUGCACCUGAAUCCAUAUGUAUUUUAGAUCUUGAAGUAUUUUUACUUGGAGUCAUAUAUACCAGCCACUUACAAUUAAAGGAGAAAUCUAGUUCUCACCACAGCUCCUACCAACCUCUGUGCUUGCCACUUCCUGUAUGUAAACAGCUUUGUACAGAGAGGCAGAAAUCUUGGUGGGAUGCAGUUGGUAAUCUAAUUCACAGAAAGGCAACACCUGGAACUUCAGCAAAAUUACGACUUCUGGUUCAGCAUGAAAUACACACCCUGAGAGGCCAGGAAAAACAUGGGCUUCAACCGUCUCUGCUUGUGCAUUGGGCAAAAUGCCUUCAGAAAACGGGCAGCAACCUUAAUUUCUUUUAUGAUCAACGGGAUUACAUAGGCAGAAGCGUUCAUUAUUGGAAAAAAGUUUUGCCUUUGUUGAAGACAAUCAGGAAGAACAACAGUAUUCCUGAACCUGUGGAUCCUCUGUUUAAGCAUUUUCAUAGUGCAGACAUUCCGGCAUCUGAGAUUGGUGAAUACGAAGAGGAGGCACACAUGACCUUUGCUAUAUUAGAUUCAAUUAAUGGAAAUGUAGAAGAGGCUGUGACUGCUUUUGAAUCGAUAAAAAAUGUCUUUUCUUAUUGGAAUCUUGCACUGAUUUUUCAGAGGAAAGCAGAAGACAUUGAAAGUGAUGGCCUUUCUCCUGAAGAACAAGAAGAAUGCAAAAACUAUCUGAGAAAGAGCAGGGACUACCUGAUAAAGAUUAUAGAUGAGAGUGACUUAGAUCUAUCAGUGGCCCGGAAAUUGCCUGUGCCUCUGGAGUCCGUCAGAGAGAUGCUCAAUUCAGUCAUGCAGCAGCUUGCAGACUACAGCGAAGGAGGUGCUUUUUAUAAAAAUGGUUUUUUACGGAAUAUGGAUUCAGAAGUCAAACACUCUACACCAUCUCCCACCUUAUUUUCUCUUUCACCUAGUAAAAGCUACAAGUAUUCUCCCAAAACACCACCUCAAUGGGCGGAAGAUCAAAAUUCUUUGCUGAAAAAGAUCUGCCAACAAGUAGAGGACAUUAAGAGAGAAAUGCAGGAACUGAAACUAAAUAGCAGUAAUUCAGCAUCUCCUCAUCGUUGGCCCACAGAGAAUUAUGGACCAGACUCAGUGCCUGAUGGUUUUCAGGGAUCACAGACUUUUCCUGGAGCGUCAUUAACAGUUUCAACUACUGGUCCUUCGGUGUAUUAUAGUCAGUCACCAGCGUAUAAUUCCCAGUAUCUUCUCAGACCAGCAGCUAAUGUUACUCCCACAAAGGGUCCAGUUUAUGGCAUGAACAGGCUUCCACCCCAGCAGCAUAUUUAUGCAUAUUCACAACAGAUGCACACACCACCGGUACAAAACUCGUCUGCUUGUAUGUUCUCUCAGGAGAUGUAUGGUCCUCCAUCGCGUUUUGAGUCUCCUGCAACAGGAAUUAUGUCACCCAGGGGUGAUGAUUAUUUUAAUUACAAUGUUCAGCAGACAAACACUAAUCCAUCUUUGCCAGAACCAGGGUAUUUCACAAAACCACCUCCAGUUGCGACUCCUGCUUCAAGAUCUACAGACUCCAAGGGUAUAGAAUUUGGAAAAACAAAUUUUGUUCAGCCUGUGCAAGGUGAAGGGGUAAGGCCACCGUUGACGACUCCAGCGCAUACAGCACAACCGACUUCUUUCAAGUUUAACUCCAAUUUUAAAUCAAAUGAUGGGGACUUCACGUUUUCUUCCCCUCAGGUUGUAACACAGCCUGCUCCCACACCUUCCAGCAAUAGUGAGAGGCUUCUAGUGCUUCUGACUUCAGAUAAACCUUUGCAAGGAGAUUGCUAUAGUGGACACAAACCUACUCCUAAUCAAAGCACUGGACCUCGAAAUGCAUUCAAUUUUGGAAGCAAAAAUGUGUCUGGAAUUUCAUUUACAGAAAACAUGGGGCCAAAUCAGCAAAAGAAUUCCGGUUUCCGUAGGAGUGAUGAGAUGUUUACUUUCCAUGGUGCAGGCAAGUCACUGUUUGGGUCGCCUGCUCCAGAGCUCGCAAGCAAGACUCCUGAUCCCGAUACAGGAAGUGUGCAAGGGGACGAUGAUGACGACGGCCCUCACUUUGAGCCGGUGGUUCCUCUUCCUGAUAAGGUUGACGUGAAGACGGGUGAGGAAGAUGAAGAAGAAUUCUUUUGUAACCGUGCAAAAUUAUUUCGUUUUGAUGGAGAAUCCAAAGAAUGGAAGGAACGUGGGAUUGGCAAUGUAAAAAUACUGAGGCAUAAAAUAUCUGGUAAAAUGCGCCUUCUCAUGAGGCGAGAGCAGGUAUUGAAAAUUUGUGCAAAUCAUUAUAUUAGUCCAGAUAUGAAAUUGACACCGAAUACUGCAUCAGACAAAUCUUUUGUAUGGCAUGCUCUUGAUUAUGCAGAUGAGUCACCCAAACCAGAACAGCUAGCUAUCAGAUUCAAAACUCCUGAGGAAGCAGCACUUUUUAAGUGCAAGUUUGAAGAGGCCCAGAGCAUUUUAAAAGCUUUGGGAACAAAUUCAGCAGCAGCACCAAAUGAGACCGUCAGAUUAGUGAAAGAUUCCACAAGCCAUGACAAUAAGGACAUUUGUAACUCAGAUGCUGGAACCAUGAAGUUUGAUUUUCAAGUUGCAAAGAAUGAAUGGUCUUGGUGGCAGUGUAACAGCUGUUCUUUUAAGAAUGCUGCAACUGUGAAGAAAUGUGUAUCAUGCCAAAAUCUCAAGUCAAGCAAUAAAGAGUUCCUUGGCCCACCAUUAGUUGAAACCGUUCCCGUUCCUAAAACUGGCCCAGAAAGCAAUCAGGAUAGAUUUGCCUCAGUGGCUGCAAUGAAAGAAGGUCAGUGGGAUUGUAAUGUUUGCUUAGUAAGAAAUGAACCUACUGUAUCUAAGUGCAUUGCAUGCCAGAAUACAAAACCCGCUAACAAGAGUGGAUCUUCAUUUGUUCAUCAGGCUUCCUUUAAAUUUGGCCAGGGAGAUCUCCCCAAGUCUGUGAGUAGUGAUUUCAGAUCUGUGCUUUGUAUGAAGGAGGGACAGUGGGAUUGCAGCUCAUGCUCAACACGAAAUGAAGGGAGCUCUACAAAAUGUGCUGGCUGUCAGAACCCAAGGAAGCAGAAUCAGCCUACCUGUGUUUCAGCACCUGUCUCUUUUACAUUUGCUGCUUCAGAGGCAGGUAAAGCACCACAGAGCAAAGGAUUUGAGGGCAUGUUCUCCAAGAAGGAGGGACAGUGGGACUGCAGUGUGUGCUUAGUAGGGAAUGAAGCAAAUGCUACAAAAUGCGUUGCUUGUCAGAAUCCAGGUAAAUCAGGUCCGUCUGCUGCAGCUCCUGCAGCUCCUGCAGCUCCUGCAGCUCCGGCCUCUUUCAAGUUUGGUAUUUCAGAGACAACCACUCCUAAGAGUGGGUUUGAGGACAUGUUCACCAAGAAGGAGGGACAGUGGGACUGCAGUGCAUGCUUAGUACGGAACGAAGCAGCUGCUACAAAAUGCGUUGCUUGUCAGAGUCCGAGGAAACAGAAUGAGCCGACUUCUGUUCCUGCAUCUGCCUCUUCAGAGAUGUGCAAGGCUCCAAAGAAUGGACUAGAAGGAAUGUUCGCCAAAAAGGAAGGAGAGUGGGAUUGCAGUGUUUGCUUUGUACGAAAUGGAAGUUCUUCCUUAAAAUGUAUGGCUUGUGAUGCGGCUAAUCCAACUGCUAAACCUGUGGCGGAAGCUCCCUCAGCAUCCACGUUGGGCUCUAAAGCAAAGUUCAGUGACUCUUCUGUAAGUCAGGUGGAAACAGGAUUCAAAAGUAACUUUUCAGAAAAAACUGUUAAAUUUGGAAGUACAGAGCAAGGAUUUAAGUUUGGACAUGUGGAUCAAGAAACUAAACCUUCAUUUACAUUUCAGGGUUCUAACACAGACUCUCAGUCAGCAAAAGAAGGAUUUUCAUUUUCCAUUCCUGCGUCUGCUGGCGGGUUUAAGUUUGGUAUUCAGGAACAAGGAAAUCAAGAGAAGAAGGAAAACUACCCUGAAAAUGAUGCUGGCUUUCAGAUACAGGAUGCUAGCAGCCAGAAAAAUGAUAGUGGUGUGAUCUUUGGUCAGAAAAGUAGCACUUUCACCUUUGCAGAUCUUGCAAAAUCAACUUCAGGAGAAGGAUUUCAAUUUGGCACAAAAGACCCCAAUUUCAAGGGAUUUUUAGGUGCUGGAGAAAAGUUAUUCUCCUCACAGAGUGGGAAAGUGGCCGAGAAAGCCAACACGUCCGCUGACGUUGAGAAAGACGACGACGCCUACAAGACAGAGGACAGUGAUGACAUCCACUUUGAGCCGGUAGUUCAGAUGCCUGAGAAAGUGGAGCUCGUAACAGGAGAAGAAGACGAGAAAGUUCUGUAUUCACAGCGGGUGAAAUUAUUUAGAUUUGAUGCCGAGAUCAGUCAGUGGAAAGAAAGGGGUCUGGGGAAUUUAAAAAUCCUCAAAAACGAGGUGAACGGAAAACUAAGAAUGUUGAUGCGAAGAGAACAAGUCCUGAAGGUUUGUGCUAAUCAUUGGAUAACAACUACGAUGAAUCUGAAGCCUCUGUCUGGAUCUGACCGAGCAUGGAUGUGGUUAGCUAGUGAUUUCUCUGAUGGUGAUGCCAAACUAGAGCAGCUGGCAGCAAAAUUUAAAACCCCAGAGCUGGCUGAAGAAUUCAAGCAGAAAUUUGAGGAGUGUCAGCGACUGCUGUUGGAUAUACCACUUCAAACUCCCCAUAAACUCGUAGAUACUGGCCGAGCUGCCAAGUUAAUACAGAGGGCUGAGGAGAUGAAGAGUGGACUGAAAGAUUUCAAAACGUUUCUGACAAAUGAUCAAGCCAAAGUCAGUGAUGAAGAGAGUAAGUGUUCCGGGGCAGGUUCUGCCGGCGCUUCCGACACCACGGUCAAACCGAAUCCUGAAAACACCGGGCCCACCUUGGAGUGGGAUAACUAUGAUUUGAGAGAAGAUGCUCUAGAUGAUGGUGUAAGCAGCAGUUCAGUGCAUGCCUCUCCGCUGGCAAGCAGCCCUGUGAGAAAAAACCUUUUCCGCUUUGGUGAGUCAACGACUGGAUUUAACUUCAGUUUUAAGUCUGCUUUGAGUCCAUCUAAAUCUCCUGCCAAAUUGAAUCAGAGCAGGGUUUCGGUAGGCACCGAUGAAGAGUCUGAUGUGACCCAGGAAGAAGAGAGAGAUGGACAGUAUUUUGAGCCUGUUGUACCUUUGCCCGAUCUAGUUGAGGUUUCCAGUGGGGAGGAAAAUGAGCAAGUGGUUUUCAGUCACAGAGCAAAACUGUACAGGUAUGAUAAAGACGCCGGUCAGUGGAAAGAAAGGGGCAUUGGCGAUAUAAAGAUUCUACAGAAUUAUGACAAUAAGCAAGUUCGUAUAGUGAUGAGAAGGGACCAGGUAUUAAAACUUUGUGCCAAUCACAGAAUAACUCCAGAUAUGACUUUGCAAAAUAUGAAGGGGACAGAAAGAGUAUGGGUGUGGACUGCCUGCGAUUUUGCGGACGGUGAAAGAAAAAUAGAACACUUAGCUGUCCGUUUUAAACUACAAGAUGUUGCAGACUCAUUUAAGAAAAUUUUCGAUGAAGCAAAAGCAGCACAAGAAAAACAUUGUUUGGUAACACCGCAUGUUUCUCGGUCCAGCACUCCCAGAGAGUCGCCCUGUGGCAAGAUUGCCGUGGCUGUGUUCGAAGAAACUACACGAGAGAGAACAGAUUUAAAUCAGGGCAAUGACCUACCAGAAACAACUUCAGAAGUUGGAGAAGUGCUUAGCGUAUCUGAAGCCACAACAAAGGCUGUGGUGUCUCCUCCCAAGUUUGUGUUUGGUUCAGAGUCUGUUAAAAGCAUUUUUAGUAGUGAAAAAUCAAAGCCAUUUGCAUUUGGCAAUAGUUCAGCCACUGGGUCUUUGUUUGGAUUCAGUUUUAAUGCACCUUUGAAAAAUAACAGUGAAACUAAUUCGUUAGUCCCGAAUGGAUCUGAAAAGGAGGUCGAGCCUAGCAAACGUGAGCUGUCAAAAAACUUGGACACCAAACAUCCUUCAGAUGGCAAAACCAGAAGUCUCUCUGUGUCGUUUCCAAAGGAAGAAGCCUCUGCCAGUUACGUAUUUAAAACACCAGAAAAGGCAAAAGAGACAAAAGACCCUGAAGAUCUUGCCUCAGAUGAUGUUCUCAUUGUGUAUGAACUAACCCCGACUCCUGACCAAAAAGCCCUUGCAGCUGAACUUAAACUUCCUCCAACUUUCUUCUGCUAUAAGAAUAGACCAGAUUAUGUUAGUGAAGAAGAUGACGAUGAUGAAGACUUUGAAACAGCUGUCAGAAAACUUAAUGGAAAACUCUAUCUGGAUGACUCAGAAAAACGUAAGCCCGCAGAAGAAAACCCAGCAGAUCACGAGAAAGAAUGUGUCAUUGUUUGGGAAAAGAAGCCAACAGUUGAAGAGAAAGCGAAAGCAGAUAUGUUAAAGCUCCCACCAACAUUUUUUUGUGGAGUUUGCAGUGAUACUGAUGAGGACAAUGGAAAUGGGGAAGACUUUCAGUCAGAGCUUCAGAAAGUUCAGGAAGCUCAAAAGUCCCAGAGUGAGGAAGUGACUGCUGCUUCGGUGGGGACAUCUGAAGAGCCUGAUGGUGUCGGCAAACACCUCGGUUUACCGUCUGUGCCCUCUGGAGCUGCAGACAAGCCUGUGGAUCUGUCUACCAGAAAGGAAGCGGAUCCAGAUUCUACAAGCCAAGUGGAAAGCAAGACACUUUCAUUUGGAUUUGGAAGUGGCACAGGGCUGUCAUUUGCAGACUUGGCUUCCAGUAAUUCUGGGGAUUUUGCUUUUGGUCGUAAAGAUACAAAUUUCCAGUGGGCCAAUACUGGUGCAGCUGUAUUUGGAGCGCAGGCAGCUAGUAAAGGUGGUGAAGAUGAGGGUGGGAGUGAUGAAGAGGUGGUUCAUAACGAUGACAUCCACUUUGAACCAAUAGUAUCAUUACCAGAGGUAGAAGUAAAAUCUGGAGAAGAGGAUGAAGAAAUUGUGUUUAAAGAGAGAGCCAAACUUUACAGAUGGGAUCGCGACGCCAGCCAGUGGAAGGAGCGUGGUGUGGGCGACAUCAAGAUCCUUUGGCACAGGAUGAAGAACUAUUACCGGAUCCUCAUGAGGAGAGACCAGGUCUUCAAAGUGUGUGCAAACCAUGUCAUCACCAAAACAAUGGAACUAAAGCCCUUAAAUGUUUCCAAUAAUGCUUUAGUUUGGACUGCUUCAGAUUAUGCUGAUGGAGAAGCAAAAGUGGAGCAGCUUGCAGUGAGAUUUAAAACAAAAGAGAUGGCUGAUUGUUUUAAGAAAAAAUUUGAAGAAUGUCAACAGAACUUGCUGCAGAAAGGGCAGGUGUCCCUGGCAGCCGAGUUAUCAGCAGAGAGCAACCCGGUCGUGUUCUUUGACAUUGGCGCAGAUGGAGAGCCUCUAGGGCGGAUAAUCAUGGAAUUAUUUUCAAAUAUUGUUCCUCAGACUGCGGAGAACUUUCGAGCACUGUGCACUGGGGAGAAGGGCUUUGGCUUUAAGAACUCCAUUUUCCACAGAAUAAUUCCAGAUUUUGUUUGCCAAGGGGGAGAUAUCACCAAACAUGAUGGAACAGGAGGAAAGUCUAUUUAUGGAGAUAAAUUUGAAGAUGAAAAUUUUGUUGUGAAGCACACUGGUCCUGGCUUACUGUCCAUGGCCAAUAGGGGCCGGGAUACCAACAAUUCUCAGUUUUUUAUAACACUGAGAAAAGCAGAACAUUUGGACUUUAAGCAUGUAGUAUUUGGAUUUGUUAAGGCUGGCAUGGAUACUGUGAGGAAGAUGGAGUCAUUUGGUUCUCCUAAAGGCUCUGUCAGCCGAAGAAUUAGUAUCACAGAGUGUGGGCAGAUAUAAAAAUAAUGACAAAAUCAUUGUGUUUAAGUAAAUUUUAUCUGUAUAAGCAGUUGAAUCAAAGCUUAGCUGUUACAAUAUGAUAAUUAUGUUCAGCUUUUGAAAAUGAACGUUUCAAAUGUAUAAAUGUACAAUUGCAGCUUAUAGCUGUUGUCAAUUUUUAAUGUGUUAUAAUUGACCUUGCAUGGUGUGAAAUAAAAGUUUAAACACUGGUGUAUUUCAGGUGUACUUGUGUUUAUGUACUCCUGAUAUAUCUGUAGUAAAAUGGAAUAAGAUUAAUCUUGUUAAAAGCAAUAUACCUUCAUAGACUAUUGAAGGGAUAAAAUAUAUGCAAUUUAAUUUUAGUUCCUUUUAAGAUAUGUGGACUUGAAGCAUGGAUCUGUACUGACCGUCUGAGUCGAGGGACCACAGCUGGGCUAGUUUUCCUUUGGAUCUGAGACCUACUGGCAGCCCUAACUGUCGGUGUGCUCCUUCUGCACAGUGGGUAGAGCCACGGAAGGUAGUUAACCAAAGUGCUCUUCUGUAAUCUUGCACCGUUUGUAUAGUUUACAAAUGCAUUUUUAAGUGGAGUACCUUCUUUGCCUAAACUAUAUAUCUUCUUGUGCUCUUUCCAAGGUGUUAAUUUUUUUUUUACAUUUUAAGCAAGUUGACGAUUUCCUUUUUUUUUUUUUUUAAACUUUUUUGGUCAUCUGUCUCUACUACCUCAGAAAUUUCAACUUGGUCCUGAUGAUAGAGAUUAAAUUUUUUCCUUGCAGUUAUUGUGAUAUGGUAUGAAUAUUUUUAAAAGGUCUAUAACCAUGUUAAAGAUUUGCUUUAUACUAGAUUGUCGCAGUAUCUUUCUCUGGUGAAUUUUGUAGCAGAAAUAAAGUGACAAUUGACAACAGUCAAGAUAUUUAAAAAGUUCA